Messenger RNA from Scomber scombrus (Atlantic mackerel), 5445 nucleotides. Its product is annotated as bone morphogenetic protein 1-like. Gene Ontology annotation, molecular function: calcium ion binding; zinc ion binding; serine-type endopeptidase activity. The transcript is spliced from 20 exons. NCBI's taxonomy places the organism in Eukaryota, Metazoa, Chordata, Actinopteri, Scombriformes, Scombridae. The coding region runs from base 318 to 3488 and encodes 1056 amino acids. Gene Ontology annotation, biological process: proteolysis. The record is from RefSeq and is a predicted model, not a curated record.
AGUUUACAUUUUUGGUUUAAAUCAAUGAGUGAGCAGCUGAUGAGGAUGUUCCACAGUUCCUGCAUCAUUUUCCUUUUUGAAAUGUUAUAUAGGCUAGCUAGUGUGGGUGUGAAGAUCCUGCAGCCUGCAGGUGGUGUAUCAGGUCAGUUAACUGCUUUUGUGCAAAGUUUGCACGUAGAGAUUAUAACUGGCGACUUUAAUCUAAACUCAAUACUGCAAAAUGAUCCUCUAUGAUCCACUAAAACAAAACAAAUAUUUAAAGAAAGAACGAAAGAUUAAAUGAGUCUUACUACACAUUGCAUUAAUGUUCACGGCCCAUGUGUGCAGCAGGUGAAGUUGCUCUCUGGCUUCAGAUGCAUGGAUGUGUGUUUUUGCAGGGUGAGCUGUGUGAGCUCAGCGAAUCACUGCAGCAGAAUGGAGACGUGAGAAAAACAAGCGCCGUGUUUUCUAAUCUCACACCGCCGCUGUCGAGGAACUUUUUUUGCGCUCUUUUCUCUCCCCCCUUUUACAACUCCCAGCGCACAUUUAACUUUAUUCCCUGCAGGAUGUGUUACCAAAAAACGAUGGCAGUGGCUCCUACAGUUUUGUUCCUGCUGUGCGGUCUGCGCCUCUCCCUGGCAGUUGAUUGGGAGUUUGGGGACACACAGUUUACCUACCUCGGUGAUGCAAUCGACUACAAGGAUCCCUGUAAAGCUGCUGCCUUUUUGGGAGAUAUUGCCCUGGAUGAAGAUGACCUUCUCAUGUUUAAAGAGGUCCACAAUACUGAAGGUGCACGACACACCGUCCUGACAAACCAAACAGACUCAGUUAACAGUUCCACCUCCAAUGAGAGUGUCAGAAGCAAGAGGGCUGCAGACAGACACACACUCCAUCGUUGGAGGAGGGCGGCUACCUCCAGACCUGAGCGAGUUUGGCCAGAUGGCAUUAUACCGUAUAUGAUCAGCGGGAAUUUCAGUGGCAGUCAGCGAGCCAUUUUCCGUCAGGCGAUGCGUCACUGGGAGAGGCACACAUGUGUAACGUUCGUUGAGAGGACGACUGAAGAAAGCUACAUUGUUUUCACCUACAGACCUUGUGGGUGUUGUUCCUACGUGGGGAGGAGAGGUGGCGGCCCUCAGGCCAUCUCUAUCGGAAAGAACUGUGACAAGUUUGGCAUUGUGGUACAUGAACUUGGCCAUGUGAUCGGGUUCUGGCAUGAACACACGCGUCCGGACCGUGACGAGCAUGUAAGCAUCAUCAGAGACAACAUCCAACAAGGACAGGAGUAUAACUUUCUGAAGAUGGAGCCAGGCGAGGUCGACUCACUUGGGGAAGUGUACGACUUUGGCAGCAUCAUGCAUUACGCAAGGAACACUUUUUCCAGAGGCGUCUUCUUAGACACAAUCUUGCCGCGAUAUGAUGUCAAUGGAGCCCGGCCACCUAUUGGACAGAGGACCAGGCUAAGCAAAGGGGACAUUUCACAAGCUCGCAAACUCUACAAAUGCACAAAAUGUGGGGAAAGCCUGCAGGAGAGUGCGGGAAACUUCUCUUCCCCUGGUUUCCCCAACGGUUACUCAGCAUACGCUCACUGUGUGUGGAGGAUCUCCGUCACUCCUGGAGAGAAAAUUGUUCUGAAUUUUACCUCCAUGGACCUCUUCAGGAGUCAUUUGUGCUGGUAUGACCACGUGGAGGUCCGAGAUGGGUUCUGGAGAAAAGCUCCUCUGAAAGGCCGUUUUUGUGGAGACACACUUCCAGAUUCCAUCAUCUCAACUGACAGUCAACUGUGGAUUGAGUUCAGAACCAGCAGCAGCUGGUUGGGAAAAGGCUUUUCAGCGGUCUACGAAGCCAUCUGUGGGGGAGAGGUGAAGCGGGACAGCGGCCAGAUCCAAUCCCCCAAUUAUCCUGAUGACUACCAGUCCAACAAAGUGUGCGUGUGGAAAAUCACAGUAGCAGAAGGUUUCGACGUUGGCCUCUCAUUUCAGUCGUUUGAGACUGAGAGACACGAUAGCUGCGCCUACGACUACGUGGAAGUGAGGGAUGGCAGUACGGAGAACAGCCCACUGCUGGGCCGUUUCUGCGGCUAUGACAAACCAGACGACAUGAAGAGCAGCUCCAACCAGCUCUGGCUGAAGUUUGUAUCUGAUGGAUCAGUGAACAAAGCUGGGUUUGCAGCCAACUUCUUUAAAGAGAUGGAUGAGUGCUCCAGACCGGACAAUGGUCACUGUGAACAGCGCUGUCUCAACACACUGGGCAGCUACAGAUGUGCCUGUGACCCUGGAUAUGAGCUGGCAGCGGACAGACGCAGUUGUGAUACAGCUGCCUGUGGUGGCUUCAUCACCAAGCUGAAUGGGUCCCUCACCACACCCGGGUGGCCCAAAGAAUACCCACCCAAUAAAAACUGUGUGUGGCAGCUGGUGGCACCCAUUCAGUAUCGCAUCACCCUGGUGUUCGAUGUGUUCGAGACUGAAGGCAAUGAUGUGUGUAAGUACGAUUAUGUGGAAGUGCGGAGUGGGUUGAGCUCUGACUCAAAGCUUCAUGGGAAGUUCUGUGGAGCAGAUAAACCUGAGGUCAUCACCUCCCAGCACAACAACAUGAGGAUUGAGUUCAAGUCUGACAACACUGUCUCCAAGAAAGGUUUCAAGGCUCAUUUCUUCUCCGAUAUAGACGAGUGCUCUAAAGAAAAUGGAGGUUGCCAGCAUGAAUGUGUGAACACCUUCGGAAGCUAUAGUUGUCAGUGCCGCAGUGGCUUCAUGCUGCACGAUAAUAAACAUGACUGCAAGGAAGCGGGCUGUGAUCAUGUGGUGAACAGUGUAUCUGGCACAAUCAGUAGCCCAAACUGGCCCGAUAGAUACCCCAGCAAGAAGGCCUGCACCUGGUCCCUGUCCACGACUGCGGGCCACCGAAUCAAACUUGUUUUCAAUGAGAUCGACAUGGAGGCUCAUCUGGAGUGUGCCUACGACAAUCUGGAGAUCAAUGAUGGGCGAGACACCCGUGCACCAAGUCUGGGACGUUUCUGUGGCACAAAGAAGCCUUCUCCAGUCAUCUCCAGUGGCAACAAAAUGUUCCUGCGUUUUUUCUCUGACAACUCAGUGCAAAAGAGAGGCUUUGAGGCUUCAUACAGAGCAGAAUGUGGAGGGAGCCUUAAAGCCGAGGUCAAGACAAAAGACCUUUACUCUCAUGCUCAAUUUGGAGAUAACAACUACCCUGGGGGAUCCGACUGUCUGUGGGUAGUGUCUGCUGAGAAGGGUUACGGAGUGGAGAUCAUCUUCCAAGUGUUUGAGAUUGAGGAGGAGGCAGACUGUGGAUAUGAUUAUGUGGAGCUAUAUGACGGCGCUGACAUCAAGUCUCCAAGGCUGGGGCGAUAUUGUGGAUCUGGGGCUCCAGAGGAGAUUUACUCAGCUGGGGACGCCAUAGUUUUAAAAUUUCACUCGGAUGACAGCAUCAGUAAAAAAGGAUUUCAUGUGCGCUACACAAGCACAAAGUUCCAGGACACAUUACAUGCAAGCAAGUGACUCUCUACACUUACCCCAAAACCUAAAUAGAGACUUCACCCCUAACAUUUGGUCAGUCACACCCAUUUUCCAAAGAAGAGUGAAUGCAUGGAUUGAUACCACAAACACCAACCCACAUACUUUACGUUCACAUCUGUUAGAGAAGAGUGAAGCCAUGCAGAGAAAUCACAUCUUUACCCUUCCUCAGUUUGUAGCUAUAUAGGAUGAAAGGCAAGGACUAGUUUGAAUUGAUUAUUUUGAGUACCGCCUGUAACAAGCCGAUUACAUCACAGCAACAUGUGAAGAUAUAAAAUGUAUAUAUUGUGAUAUAGUUUGCCUUGUUUUUUUAAUCAUGACAUCCACUGUGUCACUUUUUACUGUCUGAGGAUGAAAGUUCGAUCACUUUGAAUGAAUGUAAUGCACUUUGUUGUAUUAUAUUACUUGACAAAUGGUUAUGGGUUUGGUAGAUAGAAAAACUCAGUUCGUUAAAUCAGACCUGAUCUGUUAUUUAAUCAUUUUUUCUGGCCUGCCUUUGCUUUACUUUUAUUUUUAGUGCACUAACAUUCUCUCAAACUGUGUUUCUGUGCAUCAUAUUAUCUUGCAACAGCAGUACACAAUGAUAACAGAAGAAAUUACCACCACAUAUGUUGCCUUUACACCUCAGAUGACAUGAUAGACCUUAAGGGGUAAGGCUGGUGAUUCAUAUUUUUCUUAUUGUCAACAAAUCUCAUGUGCAGACCCAAAAAAACUAUGAAUGAUGUGUUUUUAAUAGUUUUUAGACAACAACGGAGGUCUACAGAGGAAUAAGGCAUAUCAGACAUUGGAUACAUACAUUGUAAGUAGGAUCAGUUCAUUGUUGGUUUGGCUCUGCACAUGAGAUUGGUUGAUAAUAACAAACAUAUUAAAAAUCGCCAGCUGCAUGAUUUAAUGUGUUAUAGUGAUGUAAGGAAUACCACAGGGUGUUUCAGUGCACUGUGAAAUCACUGUGGGGUUUGGCUUCGGUCCCUAAUACACUGAUCAGUGAUGCUGGUUAGAAAAUGAACUUAACACACAGAUUUUCAGCCCAGUUUUAAAGGAGCCUUGUGGAGAUUUCAUGGAAACAAACAAAGUUAUGUUUACAUUCAGUGUUGCUCACAAAAAUGUUGUAACGUUUUCCUUGAAAAACCUAUUAAACAAACAAACCUGUUAAAUGCAUUUUUCCCCCUCAUAAAACAUUUGUAUUUUGAAUAUUUAAAAUCAUGCAUUACAUUACAUUCACGUUUGCUAGCUUGCAGUCUUCUUCAUUGUCUUUGUUGGUGCAUUGUUUCCACCACCAACUGGCAACUAGUGGAAUAGCAUAAAACCAAUGUUUGUCCUCCAUUUACUUGCACAAUACAAGCAAAAUGGGGAAAAAAGCAUCGCUCCAUAUCACUACUGAUGGUCAAAAACUCCACAGGGUACCUUUUAUGUUACUCUUAAAUAACAAAUAGCACUUCAGCCUCUACAGUUUGUUAUCAAUUGACGAGGAUGUACUAUUUAUUGUCAUGCCAGAAUGAGCACACGUUGGAAAAACAAUUUUCACAAAGUACUUUUAUUAAAAUAUUACCCAUCUAAUUAUGUGUGAUAUUGGGUGCCACUUCACAUUCAUCAGCCUUUGGAUCAACCAGGGUAAACAAAUGGUACACUCAGUGUAUCUAGCACCACAAGUUCAAAACACAUGUACAAAAUUAUAUUUUAAAAAGGGGCAUAUAAAAAAGAGGUUUUACAUAAGUCUUUUUUCCUUUUCUGCUUCCAACACCAAUCAAAAGAUGUAUAUUUCCCAAAGUCCCUAAAUUCACCAAACACAUCAUUAUAUGACACAACACGUUUUUUUACAUUUUUUUCAACAUCAAUAAAUCACAGUAUUGAGUGAUUAAAAUGCUCUAUUGAAUGUAUUAGUGUAUCAUGCACAAGAAAGAUAAUUAACUGAAAUAGCACAUUAAAUUCAUCUCACAACUGC